This is a messenger RNA of Mirounga angustirostris (Northern elephant seal), 861 nucleotides long. It is a transcript of the gene OPN1SW, whose product is annotated as opsin 1, short wave sensitive. Lineage: Eukaryota; Metazoa; Chordata; Mammalia; Carnivora; Phocidae. The transcript has 4 exons. The coding region runs from base 1 to 861 and encodes 286 amino acids. Gene Ontology annotation, molecular function: G protein-coupled photoreceptor activity. Gene Ontology annotation, cellular component: plasma membrane; photoreceptor outer segment. Gene Ontology annotation, biological process: G protein-coupled receptor signaling pathway; phototransduction; cellular response to light stimulus. The record is from RefSeq and is a predicted model, not a curated record.
AUGUCAGGGGAGGAGGAGUUUUAUCUGUUCAAGAACAUCUCCUUGGUGGGGCCAUGGGAUGGGCCUCAGUACCACAUUGCCCCUGUCUGGGCCUUCCGCCUCCAGGCAGUCUUCAUGGGCUUUGUCUUCUUUGCAGGGACACCACUCAAUGCCUCGGUGCUGGUGGCCACCCUGCGCUACAAGAAGUUGCGACAGCCACUCAACUAUAUUCUGGUCAGUGUAUCCCUGGGGGGCUUCCUCUACUGCAUCUCUGUCUCCAGCGUCUUCAUCGCCAGCUGUCAGGGAUACUUCAUCUUUGGCCGCCAUGUUUGUGCUUUGGAGGCCUUCCUGGGCUCUACAGCAGGUCUGGUGACAGGCUGGUCACUGGCCUUCCUGGCCUUUGAGGGCUACAUGGUCAUCUGUAAGCCCUUCGGCAACUUCCGCUUCAGCUCCAAGCACGCGCUGAUGGUGGUCCUGGCUACCUGGACCAUUGGUAUUGGCGUCUCCAUCCCACCCUUCUUUGGCUGGAGCCGGUCGCAGCCCAGCAACAGGAGUCAGAAGGCCGAGCGGGAGGUGAGCCGGAUGGUGGUAGUGAUGGUGGGCUCCUUCUGUCUCUGUUACACGCCCUAUGCUGCGAUGACCAUGUAUAUGGUCAACAGCCGGAACCACGGGCUGGACCUACGGCUUGUCACCAUUCCUGCCUUCUUCUUCAAGAGUGCUUGUGUCUACAACCCCAUCAUCUACUGCUUUAUGAAUAAGCAGUUCCAAGCCUGCAUCAUGGAGAUGGUGUGUGGGAAGUCCAUGACAGAUGAUUCUGAAAUGUCCAGCUCCCAGAAAACAGAAGUCUCUGCUGUCUCUCCCAGUCAAGUUGGCCCCAACUAA